UGCGGGAGGCAUCAUGUGAGCGGGGCCGGGCCAGGGAGGACCGGGGCGGUGCUGCGUCGGGGAGGACUGAGACAGUGUCGGGCAGUUCGUGCUCUAGCGGCAGUGGGCAGGAUGUGGCCGGUGGUACUGAGCACGUUGAUUCUGAUCUUGGUCCUGGCCUUGCCCUCUAUGGCCUUGGAGAACGGACUGGCUCUCACCCCUCCCAUGGGCUGGCUGGCCUGGGAGAGGUUUCGCUGCAACGUGGACUGCCGGGCCGAUCCCCAAAACUGCAUCAGCGAGAACCUCUUCUUUGAAAUGGCAGACCGCCUGGCAGAGGAUGGCUGGAGGGAGCUGGGCUAUGAGUACAUCAACAUCGAUGACUGCUGGUCUGCCAAGCAGCGGGACACGGCAGGACGUCUGGUUUCUGACCCUGAGAGGUUUCCCAGUGGGAUUAAAGCCCUGGCUGACUAUGUCCAUGCCCGGGGGUUGAAGCUGGGCAUUUACGCUGACCUGGGCACCUUCACCUGCGGGGGCUACCCGGGCACCACACUGGACCACAUCGAGGUGGAUGCCCAGACCUUUGCGGAGUGGGGUGUGGACAUGCUAAAGCUGGAUGGGUGCUACUCUUCAGGAACGGAGCAGGCAGAGGGCUAUCCAAAAAUGGCGAUGGCCUUGAAUGCCACAGGCCGCCCCAUCGUCUACUCCUGCAGCUGGCCAGCCUAUCAGGGUGGGCUCCCCCCCAAGGUGAACUACACCAUCUUGGCAAAGUUCUGCAACCUGUGGCGUAACUACAAUGACAUCGAGGACUCCUGGGACAGCGUGCUUUCCAUCCUGGACUGGUUCUCCACAAACCAGGAUGAGCUGCAGCCAGCGGCUGGCCCCGGCCACUGGAAUGACCCUGACAUGCUCAUCAUUGGAAACUUUGGCCUUAGCUAUGAGCAGUCCCGCUCCCAAAUGGCCUUGUGGACGGUGAUGGCAGCCCCACUGCUCAUGUCCACAGAUCUUCGCACCAUCUCUCCGAGCGCCAAGGAGAUCCUGCAAAACCGCUUGAUGAUCCAGAUCAACCAGGACCCCCUGGGGAUCCAGGGGCGCAGGAUUGUCAAGGAGAAAUUCCACAUUGAGGUGUUCCUGCGCCCACUAUCUAAUGAUGCCAGUGCCCUCGUCUUCUUCAGCCGGAGGACAGAUAUGCCCUUCCGCUACACCACCAGCCUGGAGAAGCUCCACUUCCCCGAGGAUGGUGUGUAUGAGGUAGAAGAUGUGUACAGCGGUCAGAUCUUCAGUGGCUUGAAGACAGGAGACAGCUUCACAGUGGUUAUUAACCCCUCAGGGGUGGUGAUGUGGUAUCUCAUUCCUUCAGUGAUCUUCGCACAGCCCUGGCACACUGUAAGACUGCCAGACCCUGGCGAGGGCGUCAACCCAGUCCUGCUGUGAUGAGGGUCAGUAGAUGGGGGUGUGGGUCAGUGCCGAGGGCAACAGUGAGACCCUGGGGCACGUGGCUCUUCAUUGCACAAGUGCCUUUCUCAGGUGUGCCCAGCAGUGCCAGGGAGUGACCAUCAAGUCAUUCCUCCAGUACCAGCUUGAUGAUGUCUAGUCUCUGUGUAAAGCAGAAAUUACUGUUACCCACCUCUUAAGGGUGUACAGACCAUGAUUGCUUGGUGAUUGCAAAGCCCUUUGAGAUCCUCCUGUGGAAGAUGUCAUGCCAGCUGAGCUGGGAGUUUGUCAGCUCGGACACCAGAGCACUUCACUGCUUUGAACUGAAUACCACCAACCACUGCAGGGACGGUUUGAUCUAUGCCUGCAGAAAGGCCUUGGAUGCUUAAGUAUCUUCUAGGAUGGUGACACUGCCACCCACCCCCAUGUGAUGACAUUAGCCUCAAGGAUCAGACCUGGUCACCUUCUUGCUGAAAGACAUAUCGAUGCAGUGCUUAGGGAUGUGGUUUAGUGGUGGACUUGGCAGUGCUGGGUUAAUGGUUGGACUUGAUUUUAAAGAUCUUUUCCAGUCAAAAUAAUUCUAUGAUGAUUCUAUGAUUCUGCAAUCAGCUUGGCUUAGAAUAGGAGGCUGUAUCCUUCCCAUGUACCCUCACUGGGACCAAAAGGUCCUGGAGGCAUGAUGGUCCUGUGAAGGGAGGCUUCGCUUGCAGCCCCAAUCCUGCUGGCAGGAGGUCAGCACCACUACAGCCCAGUGUGCAUGCCAGCAUUGUAUUAAAGCACCCCUGGUUCCAGUUUACAGCAGAGCAAAGGAAAAACCUCCUUUGGCCAUGUACAACCCCAGCAGCUGUUCUGUGGUACAGCACCAAAAACUGCAGAGCUGUAGUGUGUUUUGCCUGAGUGGUGUUUGGAAGAUGCCAACGUUCAGAGGGGUUCCUCUUUUGAGUUGGGAGUUGGUUGCAAGUGUCUCCAAGUUUAAGUUGCAUCUUGUUCUUGCUCCAGUAGGGAAAUUCCUGCUAAAAGGGGGCUCAGGCCUCCUCCAGCAGGCUGAACACUCAGGGUUUCUCAGGAAAAGGCUCCUUCCAAGGGCAGCUACAUGCACAGCUCCAUUCUGAGGAGGAGCCUGUGCUAAUAAAUUGGGAUGGCAGGACAGACUCUGAAGCCCUCAAUGCCUUCACGUUCAAACACAUCCUAUGGAGAAGUUUUAGGUGAGACAUGCCCCUACCUCGACUGCCCUGGAGAGGGGUGAAGCUUUCAUGGAGAUUGCCUCUGAAGUUUUACAGCUCAGCAAGACUGACAUAUGAUAUAGCCUCAUACUGGAGAAAUGUUACAUUUUAGAUUAAGA
Molecule: messenger RNA, 2752 nt
Organism: Calypte anna (Anna's hummingbird)
Lineage: Eukaryota; Metazoa; Chordata; Aves; Apodiformes; Trochilidae
Gene: NAGA
Product: alpha-N-acetylgalactosaminidase
Exons: 8
Coding region: 112-1410 (432 amino acids)
Biological process (GO): glycoside catabolic process; oligosaccharide metabolic process; glycosylceramide catabolic process
Cellular component (GO): cytoplasm
Molecular function (GO): alpha-galactosidase activity
Source: RefSeq, a predicted model, not a curated record